GGCAUCUCAUAGAAACCCAUAUUGUUUCUACCCUUCUGCCAGGGCCGAUAGAGCUUCACUCUCGAUCCCGCUUCGGCAACAGCCCAUCUUGGUCUCCCACGACGCGUCCAGGACGUCUUUCGCCAGAUCGCCCUAGCGGCCUAGCCGUUCAACGCGAUGGAGAGACUGCCUGCCGAGAUAAUCGACAAAGUCGCCUCGUAUCUCUACGAACACUCAUCUCUGCAUCCUCGUGAGAUCGAGGAGGUUCAUCGCUGUUCUCCCUGGUCGCAAUUCGAAGAGAAUCUGCUUGACUGGGGCGGUCAAAAUCUAGCCCCGUAUACUGUCAUCUCGCGCCAAUGGCAGGCAGCCGUGGAGAAGCUGAUAUGGGAGAAAGUUGUUCUUCUAGAUGAAGAGGGUUUGCAGAGCCUAGAGCAGUAUACUUCGGGUAAUUUGUAUCGCUGCAUGAGACGCAUGCAUAUCCGGCAUAUGAUAGUGGACGCUUCGAUUGGCAUUCCGAGGACCAACCCCCCAAGCAGCCAAGUUCCCAAGUCAAUUGCGAAUGAUUUCCCCACUGUACAUAACCACAAAUACCGCAAUUUGAUCGUCCGCCUCUUCGGUCUCUUGCAUUCGUGGACUUCUGGUCCGUAUGUAACCCCGGGCAUCGACUUGUGGCUUGGGGGAGGUGGCCCAUAUACUAAGGAAGGGGUUCUAAAGGUGAUAGACGGGCAGGUCCUAAAAUCUCUGUCCGUUGAUGAGUUAUAUGAACAGAAUCAAAUGUCCCAUCUGUUUCAUCUCACGAGCGAGGAUGUGUCGGAUAUCCCAAACGUAUCCUGCGUCAAGAGUUUCAACGUUCGGGAGAUAGCAAACACCCCAGUCGCUUUUCGCAGAAAGUUCAGUCAUGUUCGUCCGUCGGCGUACUUUCAGACUCUAUCUUGCCUGUCGGGCGUCAAACGGGCCUGGGGUAGAGAAACAUACGUUAUCCCGCCGGACGCGAUACGAGCUCUCCAAGAGCAUAGACAAGAGCUUGCGGAUCAUCUGCCGCUCGUACCGUCUUCGGUCGAAACAUUCAAAUAUACGCUCUAUCACCGCCGGGAGAUGUCAUACGAGUAUUGGGGCGACGCAGCGAAUUAUCUAUCCCCCAGCGGACGCGAUGAACUAUCCAUUGCAUUUGGCACGCUCGGCACGCGCCUUCGGACGCUGACGCUGGACGGUGUCAGAAUCAGUCCUCAAUUUUUCUAUUCUCCCUCGAGAAGUAAUGGUGAGAGUAUGAAGGUCAUGCACUGGCCCCAUCUCGAAGUCCUUCAGAUCCUCGACAUGCCGCCAUAUACAGCAGAUGGAAAAUGGAUUAUCGACGAGGACGCUGAAAAAGAAAACAACGCGAGAUAUAGAAGGAGCUUGUGCGGCCCACGAGACAUGUGGACGGCUCAUGAGUAUGGAAAACGUGGGUUGAUGAAAAACCACCAACUCGACAAACUCUACCAAGCUAUGGGGCGAGCUGCUCGGCAGAUGCCUCGUUUGCGACUGUUAUCCUUUACGUUUCGUGGGGAAAUGUGUAAAGAUUUUUCAGAUGUCAAUUUCGAUACCAGCGAGUCCCUUCAUCUGUCACGGGACCGAGAGUCUUCGGCAGGAACCCGGCUGGAAAUUAAUACUGUGUGGAAGUAUCAGCUCGGGAAUGAUGUGAUAUCUGCUUGGGGGUUGGAACGAGAGCCGAUCGAGAAAACCGCCCAUGGAUGGGUGAUCAUGUCUCAUAAAUGGCCUCUGUUGAAUGGGUAGAAUUGAUAGAUAUUCAAGGACGUGUACAGAGUAUGGAUAGCCAUGAUGGCUGGUUAGGUGUCUAGGAUUUAGCUCCUAGGCAUAG
Aspergillus steynii IBT 23096 is the source of this 1837-nucleotide messenger RNA. RefSeq lists its product as uncharacterized. The record is from RefSeq and is a predicted model, not a curated record. The transcript has 3 exons. Bases 157 to 1752 code for a protein of 531 amino acids. NCBI's taxonomy places the organism in Eukaryota, Fungi, Ascomycota, Eurotiomycetes, Eurotiales, Aspergillaceae.